Molecule: messenger RNA, 1281 nt
Organism: Paraphaeosphaeria sporulosa
Lineage: Eukaryota; Fungi; Ascomycota; Dothideomycetes; Pleosporales; Didymosphaeriaceae
Exons: 2
Coding region: 19-1122 (367 amino acids)
Biological process (GO): DNA replication
Cellular component (GO): nuclear origin of replication recognition complex
Molecular function (GO): DNA binding
Source: RefSeq, a predicted model, not a curated record
CCCAUAUCCCAUCUCAAUAUGAGCAAGGCAACUAUUGAGCAAGCUCUGACUGGUCUCAUCCCGACCUUAUCUGGACCACUUCCUCCAGAGCUCGUCGAUCUCGCACUAUCCUUACUUGCACGAUCGCGAAGCGUCGCCCAUUCUUUGAAGCCGGAUGAAGAGAUAGCACGGCCGUACGCAUGUGCGCAAUUAGCCUGUGAAAGGUCGAAGAAGCGCCUCAAUCUCCCCGCCAUCGCACCCCGGCCGCCCUGUCCUCCUCGCAUCUACAAGAAGCUAUACGGCUACCUCGAGAGCGCGCUGCCCGCACCAGCAUCAGCCACCCGAGAACCUCAGACCCCCCGUAAAUCUGCCUCGAGCGUCCCGCCUUCCGCGCGAACCACACCCAAAACACCGAGGACGCCGCAGAGCGCCAAGCGUACACCAAAGAGCACACGUAGGGAUGGGAAUAAGGACGAGGAACCCCCACAAUGGCUUGCGCCUACCAUUCGUGGACUCCUCAAGGCAUUUAAUUAUCCCAAUGCCGCAGGAAAUGUCUACACAGGCGUGGAGAUUAUCCUCCCGCUACUGGCGCGAAUGUCUGCUGCUGCCGCCGAAACACCCAGCAAGCGGCCGAAACGAGCUGCAGCGAUAUCACAACCCUCAACAUCAGAGAUAUUGCAAAGUCGCAUUCUAGGCCUCAUCGCGGUGGUUUCUUUCUACGUUCUGAACAGGAUGCUGGAUCAAGACAUAACACCUGAACAGUUCACCCAGUGGACUAACAAGGCCGUCGCAACGCUCCUCAAGUCGCCCGCAGCCAAAGAUGUGUCCGAAGCAGACCUGCAGGCAGAGAUCGAAUCGCUGAUGCCUAUGGCGCAGGAGGAGGGGUGGGUGCGCAUGGAGUGGUUCCUGAAUGUUCUUCCGCCGAGCGCUGAAGCGAUGGAGGGUGUCGAAGCGACGAAUAGUGCGUCUGCCGUAAUCGCGAAUCGAGGUCACAGCUUGCGUGAUGGUGGGAGUAGUUACAUCGGGCUGGGGACUAUGAUGCAGGAUGCAACUGAUUACUUAGGCGAAAGGCAGCGAGAAGAUUACGCAAGGUGGAAAUCAGAUAUUAUGGCCCGCGUUGAAGCUAUUGAGGCAUCGUCGUAGCGUAUCGAACCGCUCACACAACAUACUAUGGUCGGCGCAGCAUGUUCUCGAAGUCUAUAUUACGGCUUCUUCCUACAGCCAGAGGGGGGGUCUAUGUCCUGUGUCUAUUCGACACAAUCUACGCCGAGCGCCAUAUCCAGAAAGUUCAGACAAUCACCC